GUGGAGGACUGGAAGCUAGCGAACCGUGGACCAGGGGUCGCCGGAGGGUGAGAUGAGAUCAUGAACAAGGCAAGGCAUGGCAGCAACGCCCUGCUGUGGCUGCAUGGGCUGCAUCCAUCUGAUCCAUAUUUUCUGGUUGGGCCUGACUGCCCUUAUAGGCCCAUGUCAGUUCGCAGCAUACCUUACCAUCGCCGGCCCAGACCGGCUCACAGUCACAGCGCCCCCUGCGGCCCUGCUCUGUCCCGCUGGCUCCUGCUCCUGCCAACUGCGGCCUUGCUCCGCCUACCGCCGUCGCCGCCUAAACCCCCCCCCCCCCAGUCCCCCACCGCUCCGCGCACGUCUCCUCGCGCCGCCGGUCGCCGGUGAAUAGCAGGGGGUCCGUGCCUUUCCGUCAUAAAGGACUUCGUCUUAUUGGCCGAGCCUCCCUUUGCCGAGCAAGAGCACACAAAAGUAGGGAGGUGGGCAUGGCGGAGGUGCAUCUAGGUCUGCCAGGUCCCUGGGCGGCGGAUUACCGGGAGAAGGCCGACCACUACACCACUAAGAUCGGUGGAGUCCCUGAUUGGCCAACUGGUGAUAUGGGCAUUAAGCCCGAGACUCUUCAGUGCAGCUUAUGUGGGACCAAGCUCUGUCUUGUUGCUCAGGUACAUGCGCCCGUGGCAAAGCUAAACAUUGAGGAGAGGAUAAUCUAUGUGCUUGUUUGCCUGACACCAGAGUGUGGACCUAAACCUCAAAGUUGGAAGGUCCUAAGAGUUCAAAAAUGCCGUAAUGUUAUGCAAACAGAAGGCUGUGGCGAUGAAUUAGGUCAGUCGAAUGGACCUCCUUCUACAAGUGUUCCAGAAGAACAGAAUGAUAAAAAUAAAUUUCCUGAGAUCAACGACGACGAUUUUGAUCUAGAUGCCUUAGCCGAAGCACUUGAGCAAGCUGCAACUUUGGCAUCUAACUCAAAGAAGAAGAAUAAAUCGAAGCAUGCUAAUGCUCCUGUAAAACGUUCUGUAUUGAAGGAGCAAGCAUGUGAUCUGAGCAUACCAGUUCUUCCUUGUUUUUACAUAUAUUAUGAUAAGGAACUAUAUGGGGGCAAAGGCACUGUGGGUUCAAGUAGCAGUGAGUUGGUUUUGGACAAAGAAAUCAUGGAUACUGCAAAUGAUGAAGAAGAAAAAUGGGAAGGAGAAAAGUACGAGUACGAUAAAGCUAUUGGUGCUGACAGAACCUUUUUAAAAUUCAAGAAACGGUUGGAUGCGUACCCCCAGCAAUGCUUUAGGUAUUCUUAUGGUGGCAAGCCACUGUUGGCUACAACAAAAUUACAAGAUCCUGGCACCUGUAGUCUGUGUGGUUCACCACGCCAAUAUGAACUGCAAUUGAUGUCUCCUUUAUCAUACUUUCUCCAUGAAGCUGGAGACGGUUCCUCAAAUUAUGCACCCAGCAGCUGGACUUGGCUGACUGUUAUCAUAUACACUUGCUCCAAGUUCUCCACUUUGCACUAUUCCUUAGCCCGUUUCAAUUUACUGCAGAGCUGCUGCCCGUCUCCAUGCGGUGGAAAGCCUCAGAGCUGUUGUUGGGGAGUAGCGGAGGAGGUGAUCCUGAUUCAGGAGGAUGAAGUCCUUUAGGAUCUAACCAGUGCCAGUUGAGAAACUAUUGCAGAUUUGAGCGUGUGAUACACAGUUUUUGUUUUCCAAUUGUUAGAGUUGUAAAGCUAUCUGCAAUUUUGAAAUGUGUUUUGUGGCUGCUUUUAUCUUGCCCUAGUAUCCUGCAGAACUGUUAUAGUUAACACGAAUUGGUCUAUUGUAAGUUUGCAUAGUAUUGUACCAGCCUAGCUUUUAAGGUUUUUGUCUGUG
Molecule: messenger RNA, 1832 nt
Organism: Sorghum bicolor (sorghum)
Lineage: Eukaryota; Viridiplantae; Streptophyta; Magnoliopsida; Poales; Poaceae
Product: programmed cell death protein 2-like
Exons: 7
Coding region: 465-1604 (379 amino acids)
Cellular component (GO): cytoplasm
Source: RefSeq, a predicted model, not a curated record